This is a messenger RNA of Copidosoma floridanum, 2488 nucleotides long. It is a transcript of the gene d4, whose product is annotated as double PHD fingers d4. Lineage: Eukaryota; Metazoa; Arthropoda; Insecta; Hymenoptera; Encyrtidae. The record is from RefSeq and is a predicted model, not a curated record. Gene Ontology annotation, biological process: nervous system development. Gene Ontology annotation, cellular component: nBAF complex.
ACGACCCAGACGGCCGAGCAGUAGCUGGUAGUCGGCGACCCAAAAUGACGGCGGUGCAGUCCGCGCCUCCGACAACGAUUAUUAACAAUACGGUGACCGCGACGACGGUGGUUACGACAACGACGACGACUACGACGUUGACGGCUACGGCGACGAGUAGCAGCAGCAGCACCAGCAGCAACGGACUGGGUGGUGCGGGUAAUAGCGGCAACAACAACGGCAUCAGCUCGAUAUUGCAGUACGUCAACGAGUCGAAUUUGAGCAAAAUUGAAAGUUUUCUGAACGACUCGGCUUACAGGGAAGCCAUCGAGAAUUCGUCCAGCUACAAUAGCCGAUUAUGCAGGGAGCGCAGGUUACGCAUGCCUUUCCUCGACUCCCAAACGGGAGUCGCACAAAAUCAUUCAAAUCUGUUCAUGUCUGCAAGAGAACGUCUUCCAGGCUUGCAGCAUGGCCAAAUAUACACAUAUCCGAGCAAACGGUGGCGGAAAAAACGGAGACAGUAUUUAAUGAACUAUUUCCAUCCCAAACGAAUCAUCAGAGGUGACAUAGAAGAUGGAGUCGACUGUGGAAUCGAAACUUCCCUUCCUGGAGUCAACGAUGACAGUAAAGACUCCUUAGCAUUGAAAGAUGAGCAUAGCAAAGAUGCCUGGUAUCUCGAUGAGCAAGAUAUGUUAGACAUUGAGCCAUACGACGAACCCGAUCCGGAUAGCGAUUUUGAUUAUGAAGAAAGUUACAGUAGUAAGAGAAAACGAAGAAAACCGCGAGGUAGUGGUCACCACCCUGCCAGAAAUCAUCCACCAGCGACUGACAGCCCAUCUGGAAAAAGAACAAAAGGUGGCGGCCGUGGACGUAAAAAAGUCAACUAUGAUGCCAGUGACACUGACAAGCCGUUCGUUUGUGACCUAUGCAGCGCACGGUAUAAGACCAGACCCGGUCUGGUCUACCAUUACAGUCACUCCCACUCUACUUCCUCCGGCGAUCCUGCUAAGGAACUAAGUCCCAGUCCCGCCGAUGUUGAAUCUCGGAGCGUAGCUGACGCAGUUGCUACGGACCAACCAGGUGGUACGCGCCGGGGUCGUCAGAGCACUGCCUCCUCGAGCCCCUCGGCGACGAGCACCUCCUCUAUACCUGGCUCGGCUGGCGGCUGUGGCACACCAGCCAUCAUCCCCAGCGACGGCACCUCCUCCGGCUCUUCAUCCCCAUUCGCCGGCGAUGCUCCUACCAGUGUCAUCGCCACGAACGACUGCAACGGCGAUGGGGCCGCAGUGGCUUUGGCGACUGGUAGGAGCAACCCUCGGGUGCCGUCCCUGGGGAUGCUGCUGCCGUGUGAAGGGGCUCCGGCCAACGGCGCGGAUCCCCAAGAGCCACAGCCAGCACCCGGCCGGCCAGCUAUAGGGGCAGCAGCAGCGGCGGCUCAGCAGCUGCACCAACAGCCGCCUGAGUCGAGCUGCGCAGCUCCAGCCUCACCUACUGUCUCAGCCUCCAACACCGCUUCUACCACCGCCUCAGCGGCUUCCUGCAACACCGCCGCCGCCAUAUCAGCCACGAGUUGCGGUCCAGCCGGGGGCAGUAGCACAGGCAGCACCAACGGCAGCGCCACCAACAACAAGGACCAUCUCGGGCUAGACGGCAGGCCACCCAUGUCCCCUGGUGGCACGACGCCCCUCCACCACCUCCAGCCGAACAACAACAGCAGCAGCAGCAGCGACUCGCUCAAGGCCGGGGUUGGCGUGGACGGCCGGGUCUCGCCCGUGCAGCAUCACCAGGGCAACCAUCACCACGCCGGUGGCAUGGACGGGAAGAAAAACAAGCCGGCGCAGCCGUCGCCCUACUGCGACUUUUGUCUCGGGGACGCGCGCGAGAACAAGAAGACCGGCGGCUCCGAGGAGUUGGUCUCCUGCAGCGACUGCGGCCGCUCAGGUAAGCACCAACGACAAGCACAGCCCGAGGAGAGGGUCAAGCGCAAGUACACCAGGCGCGUUACCGCGGCCGGGACUGUCACUACCGCUACUGCCACCACCACAACUGCCCAUUCCAAUAACAAUCACAAUAACAAUAAUCAUCACCACCAUCACAACUGAAUUUUGCAUUUAACUGGACAAUACUGAUUACGACAGCCCUGGGUUGUACGACGACGACGACGACGACGACGACGACGACGACGACGACGAUGAUAAUGAUGGCGGUGAACGAUAUAUUGCCAGGGUAGAACCUUUCUUUUAGUAUAGGCAUACUAAUGUUAAUGUAAUGAUGUAGGAGCUUGCGUGACGCCAACAUUUUGUUCGUCGCGCUUUCAUUAGGACGUAAUAGGUAUUAUAUUAGGCGAUUCCAGGUGUGGAUGAUGUGCUGUGUGGUUAUCAUGAUGAAUGUGUUUAUCAGCUAUAAAAAUAUCGCGUAUAUCAAUUAAGAAAUCAAUGAGACUAGAGGUUUUUUUUUUUUUCUAAUAAAAUAAUGCUCUCUUUGGAAAAUCGAGGCUACACGACGCCAG